GACUCGACAGGGGAGCUGGGGCUUACGCUGGGAGGCUGCGGGCGCUUGGUGGCGUCCCUGGCGGGUGCUCCAAUUUUAAUAGUGUUAGCUUUCAGUUUUCCCGCUCGUUUAGGGAAAGCGACAGGCAGCUUCCAGGAAAGUAGACGACAUUCCGGCUCCGGAAGCACGGGUUUGGAGACAGCCCUUCGGCCUGCGGAAUCUGCAGUCUCAAAUCGCGGAGCUGCCCUAGCCGCGGACUAGCCUCCUCCGACGGAUAGUGAGGGCACCCUUCCGGAGGUGGGAAACAAGGGCCCGGCCUCCGCGAGCACCUCUGAAGAUAAGAGAGCGCCUUGCGCCAGGACUACCUGUCGGAAGGGAUGGACAGCCCUCCACGAGGGGACCCUGGCUUAACUGGACCUUACUUGCACACGAGAAUCACUCUUGGGCCGGGUACUUCCCCCGCCGACUGGAGGCCCUGAUGCGGGUUUGUUUUUCUCUUUUCUUUCUGUUUCGGUCCUUGGCAGAAGAUGACUCAAGUCCAACCUUUGCUUGCGGUGCAGGAGGCCCUGAAGCAGUGCUUCCCGGUGGUUGAGGAGCAGCAGGGCCUGUGGCAGAGCGCGCUCGGGGACUGCCAGCCCCUCCUGCUGUCCCUCAGCAACCUGGCAGAGCAGCUGCAGGCGGCCGAGAACCUGCGGUUUGAGGACGUGCCACCACUUCGGGCCUUCCCAGACCUAAAGGAGCGGCUGAGGCGCAAGCAGCUGUUGGCUGGCGACGUUGUCUUGGACAAGCUACAGGAGAGGCUAACCGCCCUCCUCAAGGUGCGGGACACCGUCAGCAGCCAUGUGGAGCGAGUGCUUCAGGUCUAUGAGCGGCAUGCAGACACGGUUGGCAUUGAUGGUGUCCUCCAGGCUUCCGUCGUGAGCCCUUCUGUGGCUGACAUGUUGGAAUGGUUGCAGGAUAUCGAGAGACAUUAUCGAAAUUCGAAGUUACCUGAAGAGAAAGUACCUCCUGUCCUCCAUCCAGUGGGGGGACCCGGCAAGCAUCCAAGCUCUGCCCAAGGCCUGGGACCGGAUUUCAGAAGACGAACACCAAGACUUUGUACGAGAUACCCUUCUGAAUGUUUCCUUCUUCCUGGCAGAGUAAGGAAGCGGUGUGUUUAUCAGCAAACUGGUGGGACACGGUUGAAGAGCGACACUGGUGCAUUGUGGUGUUUCUGAAGAAAUGUAACCGGACACUUGAAAGAUGAGGGCCUAGGGCCGGGGACUGGUCCUCGGGAGGACUGUGUUAGAUGUUCCUGAUGUCGUGGCCUGCCCCGCAGCUACAUCAUAGCCGAGGGUACGUGGGCCACGCCUUGCCCUUUCUUCGGCUCAGGAGUGGACGGAGGCAGAGAGAAUGCAGGAAAGGUGGUGUAGGAGAACACUAGGGGCAGGAGCCACAACCACAGACUUGGGAGGGAAGGAAAGGACGAGAGAGAGCGUGGCAUCGGCCUCGGCAUCGUCCACAGCUCUGAGCGCGGUUGACACCCGGCCGUUAUGUGUAUUUGUAUCAGUGCCCGAUUCCCUGAUGGAAGACGAUGAUUCAGUGAUUUAAAGAGAGAAGGGUGAUGUUGGAAGACAGUACGGAUCUUCCUCGACUUGUAACGGGACUGCAUCCCGUGAACGUCAUCAUGUAAGUUGAAAAUAUCGUAAGUCAAAAAUACAGUUAAUAAUACACCUAACCUCCCAAAUGUCCCAGCUCAGCCUAGCCAGCCUUAAAUGUGCCCCCGGACACUGACAUUAGCCUGCAGUUGGGAAAGUCAUCUAGCGCCAAGCCCACGUUACCAUAAAGUGUUGAAUAUCUCGUGUAACUGAUUGCAAAACAGAAAGGUCUCGUGUGGGCACAGAGCCGCUGUUAUCAGUUGUUUACCCUUGUGGUCUUGGGGUUGACUGCCAGCCGGGGCUCUCGCUGCUGCUGCCCGGCGUCACCACAUAUUGGCAGCCCGGGAAAAGAUCCAAGUUCAAAAUCUGAAGGAUGAUUUCCAGCGGACACGUAUUGCUUUUGCACCACCCUCGUUUGAGAAAUCCUGAGUCAGCGGUCUGCCAUGUUUCCCAGCUGCUGCAGCUCCUCGUCGUCAUUCAGUUCCCAGCGUCCGCCGCCAGGGGGCGCCGGCGCAGCGUGGCUUCCUCUCCGUGCUUCGCUGAGGCUCCUCUGUUGCCUGACGGCGCGUUCCGUAACCCUCAUAGUCAGACUGCUAAAAUGACGGGGUUUUGUCGGGUUUUUUGACCGAAGCUGACACCUGCUUUGCCACAUCCCUCUGAUCUUGGGGCCGCUGCAUGGUGGGAGAAGAGGGUCCAGAAUCAGGCCGUCAGUGUUCUGUUUCUGAAGCCCAGUGCCUUCCUCUGUCACAUGGUUGGGUGCUUCCAGACCUGUCGGCUUCCUAGGCUGUGGGAAGAUCUGGGUCACUGGAUGUAAAGAAGCUUAAUAAAGAGUGUAGAUAUUUUUAAAAUGAA
Suricata suricatta (meerkat) is the source of this 2468-nucleotide messenger RNA. It is a transcript of the gene AIRIM, whose product is annotated as chromosome 8 C1orf109 homolog. Lineage: Eukaryota; Metazoa; Chordata; Mammalia; Carnivora; Herpestidae. The transcript has 4 exons. Gene Ontology annotation, cellular component: cytoplasm; nucleus. Bases 507 to 1196 code for a protein of 229 amino acids. The record is from RefSeq and is a predicted model, not a curated record.